Molecule: messenger RNA, 1560 nt
Organism: Zychaea mexicana
Lineage: Eukaryota; Fungi; Mucoromycota; Mucoromycetes; Mucorales; Lichtheimiaceae
Exons: 5
Coding region: 1-1560 (519 amino acids)
Source: RefSeq, a predicted model, not a curated record
AUGAGCAAUGCAGAAUUAGACGCCAAUACUAGCUCUACGGUCAAUCACGACAAGGCAAAGAAGGACGUUCAAGAAGAGUUUUCAACAGAAACUCACAAUGCAGCUACCACUACAACAACAACGAAAAAAGAGUGGAGUACGGAAGAGGAGGACGAGGAAGAAGAAGAAUACCACCGGGGCAACAGCAGUAGCACAACUACAGUAACUACCGUCGCCACGUCGUCCAGUGAUAACGAUGACAAAGAAAGCCAACAUGAAGAACAACAGCAGCAUCAAAACCAAGAAGAGGAGGACGAAUUUGGCGAGUUCGAUGAGGAGUUCGCUACACCUAUUGAUGCUGAUGACGACGAUUUUGGCGACUUUGAUGAUUUCCAAGAAACGACGAAUCUUGAACCGCCAUUUGAAGACGAGGACGAGUUUACUGCUUUUGAUACCAGCGCUGCUACUGUUACCACCGCCGAUCCGCCGGCGCCCACGGAAGCGGAAGAGUAUGUCAAAGCCCUGGAAGCUGCAACUCAACCGGCGGCAGAAUACGUGGAACAGUUUUUCCGAAGAAUAUGGACGAAGGAUGUGCUGUUGCAAGAGGAGCCCAUGGUAUCGUCUCCGUCUCCUAUAGAAGAGAAAGAGCCGACGUCAGACAAUAGUGUAUUAUGCACACAAUGCAGCCAUGAUCUUUGGGAUAAACUUUCUCGGGAUUCAGUGUUUUAUAAUUCAAUCACCGGUGCCAUCGGUCAGUUCCAAUGGACUCGUUCAGAGACAAAUCGUUCCUAUUUGAAUGCGCUGGGUGUAACCAUCAAUUAUGAAGAGAAAUUAAGCCCUGGAGGGAAUUCAAACUCUCCUAUGGGUGGCAGCAAACGACCACAAUCUAACUAUCUAGAUACAAAGAGCAGCACACGUUCAGCAUCGGUCGUAGCAGGAGGAGCGGCUGGUGGACCAGCAGCAUCAGCAGCAGCAUCAAUGAACAAACGCUCUCCGAAUCAACAUACACGGUCGGCAUCUCUGUCCGGUGUCGGCAUUCCCACCGCCAAUGGUCGGCGGGCAGGUGGCGAUGCAGAUAUCACUAAACCACCAGUAGAGGAAGAACCAGAAUUAGACAUUGAUAUUGCUAAAGCUUAUUGCGAACUGACCGAAGAAACCAUUCGGAUAUUCCCAGACGAAAAAUUAAAAUCCAUGGUAGUUGAGCUCACUAGGUUACAACGGCAAGCCUCUGAAUAUCUUGGCUAUCUCUUGGACCAGCGUGAACAACUCAUGAUGGACGCAGAGACAUAUAAUGAUUUGAUCAGCUGUAUCGUCGGACACGCCCAACGAUUAAGGGAACAGAAUGUGGCCAAGGAUGCUAGUCCGGCAAUGGUUUCCAAGAAAAAGAAGGCUGGUGGCGGUGGUCUCAAAAUGCUUCGUCGUAAGCAAAACAGUGCGUCGCAGGCAGCUUUCAGUACAUCGAUGGGCGGAGGUGUUGUUGGUGUAAAGCAAGGCGGUGCAAAUGCACCAAGCGGCCAGAAGAAAACUGGAUCUACAGCACCGAUAGCAGCGGGCACGGCCGAAGGUCGCCGAUCCAUGUGA